Messenger RNA from Candidula unifasciata, 402 nucleotides. The record is from the annotation of a GenBank genome assembly. NCBI's taxonomy places the organism in Eukaryota, Metazoa, Mollusca, Gastropoda, Stylommatophora, Geomitridae.
AUGCUGCUGAAGCUUAAGGAGGUUAUCCAGUGGACCCGGAUGACAGCAUUUGAACUAUUUUUGCAGCUUUUGUCCAUUCUAGUAUUUUCUGUUCUGGUUGCCACAAAAAUUGAAGGACAUCUCACUGCACCGUGGCCCACCAUCUUCACACCUCUGUUCAUAUGUGAUGGUCUCAAUGCCUACCUGUGCCUUAUUGUGUUUGUUCGACAGUAUAGAGAAUAUGACUUAAAACAGGCCAGUCUGCGUGUCGCAAGCUCAUUGGUUGUCAUUGCCAUGAUCUUCACCUUCAAGCUGCUGCUUUGCCAGAAACUAGUGACAGGAAGCCUCAACUGUUCAGAAGUGUUUGCCCCACUCUUUGUUCUGUCUCAGAUCCUUAUGAUUAGAGCUUGUCGCAUGCACUGA